UACAAUGGGCACCGAGACCACAGUGUAUUAUCUUUAGAAGUGAUUGGAGAUUGGGCCAUCGAGAAAAACACAUUGGUAUUUUUAUUACAACGAUCCUGUGUGCGAGAAAUACAUGAAGGCCCCUGAGGAUGUGAACAAUUUUUAUUACAACGAUCCUAUACCAAGGUCCCAGAGGAUGUGAACUAUUUGAACAAAGUUUGAGUAUUAAUAUUAUGUGUUCAUAAAAUGACGGGAAAGUUUAAAGGGAAUUAACAAAGUAGCAUGAUGCAAAGGAUUGGUUUUGAUUAAUUGUUUGUUCGUAGAAAAUCCAUUCGAUUUCUUACCAAGUGUCUGAUAACGUUACAGAAAAUAAUGUUGCUACCGUUGAAAAAUUUAAAAGUUAUUCUUGGAUUGUGUGUUGCAAUAUGUGUAUUAUUUAUGUACAUAUCACAGAGAAUGCAGGAUGAAAAGAUUCUCAUCUUUAAAACGCCAAGAUGGCUAUCAAUAUAUCGAGGCCCAGAGUUUAAUAACAGCAGAGAUGACAAAAAUAAAACUGUUACAGCCAUAGUUGGGGCCAAUGGAGCUUUGAAACUGGAAAAGGAAGUUCGUGUUUUAUGCUGGAUAAUGACGGCACCAAAAACUUUAUAUAAAAAAUGUAAAGCGGUGAAGGAAACGUGGGGUAAGAGGUGCAACAAGGUCCUUUACUUCAGUUCCAAGACCGAUGACGACUUUCCAGCCAUUGGAUUAAAUGUUUCUGAGGGUCGUGAACAUCUUACCGAAAAAACAAUGAUGGCGUUCACGUACAUUUAUCACAACCAUUUUAAUGACGCUGAUUGGUUCAUGAAAGCCGAUGACGACACUUACGUCAUUGUGGAAAAUCUUCGAUAUUUUUUAUCGACAAAGAAUUCCAGCCUGCCGGUAUAUUAUGGACAUUGGUUCAAUCAAUUCCUCAAACAGGGAUAUUAUAGCGGGGGUGCUGGUUAUGUUCUAAGUAAAGAAGCCCUGAGACGAUUUGGUAAAUUCAGCAACAAAUCCUGUGUAAAGGCAGGAAAUUACGAAGAUGUCGAUUUUGGAAGAUGUAUGGAUAAACUUGAUGUCCUGACCGAAAGUUCUCAUGACGACCAAGGUAGAAGCCGUUUCCAUUGCUUCGAUACUAAAACAAUGUUAAUGAGAGGCUUCCCUUCAUGGUAUUAUCAAUAUGACAAAUAUGGCGCUAACAAGAACAAUAUGAGUGAUUAUGCCAUCUCCUUUCAUUACAUUUCACCGUCAGAUAUGUACUUAUUAGAUUAUUACGUUUACCAUCUUAGACCAUACGGUCUGUUUAAAACACAAUCUGGUUAAAACACAGAUCCUAUUUCGUUUCGUUUUUAUAGUUCAAAAUUUCGUUUUACUUGUUUUACUACACUUGGAUCUGGAAGAAUUGUUAUUUAAAUCGUGUUCUGAAUGGUGUGAGGGAUAAGCCAAUGAAACGGUCUGUUACGGCGAGCUUUAGGCGUGUUUUGCACGGAACUGUGGGUAAUCCACUAGUAACAUCAAUGCUGAUUAGUCUUUUGACCCCUGACAUGACCUAUGGCUAUAACUUGUCAGAUCUUCAUGUAGUGUAGGCCAUCGAAAGUAUAAAAAACGAAACGAAAUAUAGAUCUGUAUUUUAAUCAGAUUGGUUUUGAAAUAAAUAUUUUUUUAAGUCAGUCAUAAACUCUGCUUGGAAGUGGCCGGGUUCUCGAAGAAUUUUUAGAAGAUCGUUCCACAUUUUAGAUGCUCUGACGGAGAAAGCAUAUUCACCAGAAUGUUUAUUAUAUUUAGGAAUCCCCAAUAUGGUACGAUCACUUGAAGAACGAAUGUUGGAUCGUGUUCUAGUUAUAAUAUCCCUAUUUCAUUUUAUUUGCAAAGUAACGCACCAGUUGACGCCGAAUUUCUUGAUCAUAUGAUGAAGGGUAAUUCAAUAUGUCUGUUAAACAGACACUAUAGGUACCCUGUUUAUUAUGUAUAACCGGUAGAUAUAGGUAUCGUGUUUAUUAUGUAUUACCUGUAGAUACAGGUAUCGUGUAUAUUAUGUAUAACCGGUAGAUACAGGUAUCGUGUAAAUUAUGUAUUACCUGUAGAUAUAGGUAUCAUGUUUAUUAUGUAUUACCGGUAGAUACAGGUAUCGUGUAUAUUAUGUAUUACCGGUAGAUAUAGGUAUCAUGUUUAUUAUGUAUUACUUGUAGAUAUAGGUAUCGUGUAUAUUAUGUAUUACCUGUAGAUAUAGGUAUCAUGUUUAUUAUGUAUUACCUGUAGAUAUAGGUAUCGUGUUUAUUAUGUAUUACCUGUAGAUAUAGGUAUCGUGUUUAUUAAGUAUUACCUGUAGAUAUAGGACUCCUGUUGAUUUGCAGACCAGGUCGCACCGGAAGCAUAUAAUUAUUGUUAGAAACCCGAGAACACCUUGGGCGAAUCCACCAAAGUACGACAGUUAUGAUAAUUUGAACAUGAAAUGAAAUGAAAUGGGGUUUAACGGCCUCGUGUUCUGCACCGACUGGGCUUAUUAAGACGUGCAUACACCAUACAGUGUGCUACGAGGGCAAUUUUACCCGGACAGCGGCACUACAACGAACUUGUAUAUCGAUUUCCAACUGUCUAGCGUUACUUGGGGGAUCACGUGGUUAAGUGGGUAAGACGCUGGCUCGCUAGCCUGGAGGUCGGGUGUUCGAUCGCUGCAUUGGCCGAGAAAGUUCAUUCAAAUUUUCCGGCGUGGUUUCCCCUUGUCAGUGAUGCAGGACGGCGGGCCUGACAAGGACAGCUGUCUAGUCGUUCGGAUGGGACGAAAAACCGAGGUCCCGUGUACACAUUGGCGUGCACAUAAAAGAACCCUUGGCAGUUGGAAUUCGAUAUAAGAGUAGCCCAUAGCGCCGCUGCCCGGGCAAAAUUUUCCUCAUAGCACACUGUAUGGCGUAUGCCCGUCUUCAUUAGCCCAGGUUAGGAGCAGAACAGUAGGACGUUAAACCCCAUUUCAUUUCAGUUGCUUUACUUGCACGCCAAUCUGUACACGGGACCUCGGUAUUUCGACCCGACUAAACGACUAUAUAAAUUGAACAUACUACCAGCCUAACCAAACACAAUUUAAAUAGGUUUAUAGAGAAAUUAAUCCAUGAAAGUAUGUUAAGUUUGGUUUAAGACAUGAAUAGCUGAUCAACCCCGUCAUGAAUAGGUUUAUAUAAAAAUUAAUCCAUGUAGAUAUGUUAAUUUUGGUUUAAGCCAUGAAUAGCUUAUUAACUUUGUCAUGGAUAAUAUUGAUUUGUUAAAACAGUGAGAAAGAAUCUCGGCAGGUCUAUAUAUUUAUUGUUACAUAUUGAUUUGAGAAAUCAAAGGGAAAGAGUUCGUCUAUUCCUAAAAGCCUGUGUAUAUAUAUAGAGAAUUUCCUAUUCGUCUUUUUUGAUCCCCAAAUAAUAUCAAAACAAGUCGAUAAAGUAAAAAAAAAAAUAAACGAGGCUUUGUCGAGUUUUUCUUUACUUUAUCGACGAGUGUUGAUAUUUUUUGAUAUCAAAAAAGACGAUUAGGAGAUUUUAUUUAUCACCCAAUCCCUUCUUACAUGCACAAAUAAAUAAAUAUAUUUCUUUGCUAUAGAUUUCACUUUUACUGAACUUGAUUACAUUACGGCGUAGUGAUACAUCAAUUUUUUAACAGCAAUUCAACCAUUGCAAUGUCCUUUAUAUUGACCAAGUGUUUCCAUCAAGGUCAAUUAAAUAAAAAUAGUUCCUUUUUAUUAAGAAAGAAGUUACUUUUAAUAAAAAAUGAACUGUUCUUUUAAAAUACAAAAAAGUACUUCCUUUUUGAUUGACCAAUCAAAUUCAUGUUAAGCAAUAUCUCCUAAUGAGAUAUCGCAGUAGAUUAUGAAAUUUAUCACACAAGCGAUAUCUACUGUAGAAUGUAUUAUUGGGUGAUAAAUAACAUUAUCAUAGAAGCACGCAGACCAAAAUAAGAUAUAUGAAGGGAAU
Molecule: messenger RNA, 3950 nt
Organism: Patella vulgata (common limpet)
Lineage: Eukaryota; Metazoa; Mollusca; Gastropoda; Patellidae
Product: glycoprotein-N-acetylgalactosamine 3-beta-galactosyltransferase 1
Exons: 4
Coding region: 352-1320 (322 amino acids)
Cellular component (GO): membrane
Molecular function (GO): N-acetylgalactosaminide beta-1,3-galactosyltransferase activity
Source: RefSeq, a predicted model, not a curated record